AUGACCAUCCCACAUACAUCUUGGCUCAAUAUGUUUCCAUAUCUACAACUCAGAGAUAACCUGAUUUUUCAUCAAAACGAGUUUAGCCACGUGGACUUUUGCAAUGACCUCUGGGGCGAGUUUUUCUUAUGGAAUUUUUCGGGAUACGAAUCCUCAUUCGCGGUUUGUCCACCCAGCUCCUCUGUGACAGAAAUCGGAAGUGAUUUGGAAUCGGAUGAUGUCGACCUUGCGUCUGGAAAACGGGGCUUGAUUGUUUGGGGGGAGCCUUGGGAUCUGAGCGGAUGGGAGGUGACUGAGGGGUUUGUGAGAAAGUGGUCGUGGUUACUUGAAGGUAUAUUGAUCUCUUUAUUUCUAGCAACUUCUGGAGAGCAAAGAGAGAUCUUGAACCGUUGGAGUAUCCCUUUUCAAAAGUUUUACGAGAGGGGAUUUGAAGACUUUCGCUGUUUCUAA
Molecule: messenger RNA, 450 nt
Organism: Hymenoscyphus albidus
Lineage: Eukaryota; Fungi; Ascomycota; Leotiomycetes; Helotiales; Helotiaceae
Source: the annotation of a GenBank genome assembly